GACAUAUUGCUGCUCAUACUUGGUACAUAACUGGUGCAUGAAGAGGGCAUCUAGAUGGCUUUGGAACUGUAACUCCUGUUUAUUUUACUCACCAUGCAGCAAAUCUUAAAGGAAAAAACCUUACGAGAGAGAGGGAAACUCCCUGGUGAUCCUUUGGAAAUAAGUGCAGCAGCUAACCAAGUGAUUCACAGUGGAAAGUUUAAAAAGCAGAGUUGGAGCAGUUGAAGGCUUUAAGAUGCCUGGUAGGACAGCCGGAUCACAAACAAAAGCAGAAAAGCCGGUUUCACUGGAUAUAGUUUUUGCCAGCUAUGGAAGUCAGUAAAUCUGAGUGCAGGUCUGCCUAUAUCAUGGAUGUAAGAGAAGAGUUACCGACUCAGCAGGAUGAUUUACUUGACGGAACAAAACAAAAGCAAUUCCCUGACAAUGGCAGUGAUGUGGAUGCCACUGUGCAGCCUGAGUCCCAUGAGGAAGGGGAGCACCAGUGCUCUGUACUCCUGUGGGAGAUGCUAGCCAAACAUUUUCUGGAGUAUGAGCAGGCAGCUCCUUUCCUCAUCCCAGAAGAGCAGCAGAGGAGGCUGCUUGACUUCCUUCCCCACUUCCUAAAGGCCUGGGAACAAUCAGCUGGCAUAGUUUCUUUCCCCGUUCAACUUCUAGCAAGUGAAGUUUCCAAACUUCUGACAAAAGAAAUCAGGAGGAAACUAAAUGGCAAACCUGCAGAGGAAGCUCGGCUGGCUGUGGGGCAGCUGCUGCAGCAGAAAGGGGAAGCAGAAGAUGACUCCAUGCUCCUGAGAUCAGUGCACUUGCUCUCACAGACUGACUCGGGGACUCUGUGGAACAUCAUCAGUUCUGGUCUCCCAGUUGCUCUGAUGCAAUGCUUGUACCUUUUCUUUACCUUUCCUCCAACAAAAGCCUGCAGUGAAGAGGCAAAUAAAGAUGACCCUGAAGUCCAGGAGAUGCUCAUUCAGAUAAUGCUCAGCAUGUACAGGGAACAACAAGGUGUAGAGCAACUUCUGACAGCCCCUGAGCUUCAGUCUUUAAUUAUAGCAACAGCCUCCCUCUGGGACAAUUGCAGCCUUUCAUGGAAAGCACCCACAGGCCGUGUGCUUCGGGCAAUUUCAAAGGCCCAGACUAAAAACAGCAUCAUGUAUCUACAAGCUACGGACUGCAUUAAGAUAGCCAUUCAGAAUCUGUUUAAACUGGCUGACACCUUGCCUGCUUGUGACAUGUGUGAAGCAGUCAGUAUUGUCUUGUGUUUUGUGAAGGAUUCUUAUCCUAUUUCCCCUACUUUGCUUCUGGAAUUUGAGAAUAAUGAUGGAUACCAGCUUCUGCUAAAAAUUUUACUCAGGUGUGAGGAUUUACCCCAUGAUGAAGGACAGCUCUAUCUGGAAGAGGUGCUGGACAUAAUGACUUGCCUUACAGUUUGUGGGAAAACUGAAUUGAAAGUUUCUGGCAAUAUUGCUCACCCUCAGUUAUCACACUUUGAUUUGGAACAGAGGCAGUCAUCUGGACUGACAGUAAAAAACCUACAGGCUUUUCAGGUGUUGCAAUCCAUCUUCCAGAAAACCAACAAGCAAAACCUCUGUAAGAGAAUCUUAUCAGCUAUGAAAACAAUAUGGACCUGGGAUUUAAUGAACUUUUUCCUUCUGGAAUGGACACUACAGCCCAUUUCCCAGUUUGUUGAUAUCAUCCACCUCAAAACUGAUUUGGUUCAGAUCCAGUUUUUUGAGCUGGUGGAGUCAGUGGUCCUAGAACUGUCCUACAUCCCCCAUGAAAUUCUGAAGAAAGUUCAGUGUUUGAUAAAGGAAAACCUUGUGCCGUUAUGCACCUUAGCCGCUCUGCGGUGCCUUUGUAGCAUUACCAAGAGGGAUUUGCUCUUCACCGACAUAUUCAGGGACUCAGGGCUCUUGGGUCUGCUACUGGCUCAGCUGAGGAAGCAAGCUAAGAUACUGAGGAAAACAGCUGGGACUGAGGUGCCCAGUCCUGAACAAGGCACUGAGAAAGAGCUAACCUGUGUAAUGCUGAAGAUGGUGUCUGCCCUAGUUGUGGGAUCUAUAAGGAAUGCUGUUGUUUUGAAGGAUUAUGGGAUGGUACCAUACAUCAAGAUAUUUUUGGAUGUUGAGUGCUACCGAAGUGAUACCCUCAGCAUUUUGGAGCAGCUGUCAGUCAUCAACACUGAAGAAUACAUGAGCAUAAUUAUUGGGGCCCUGUGCUCUUCCACACAAGGGGAACUGAACCUGAAACUGGAUCUGCUUAAGUCUCUCCUGAGGAUACUGGAGAACCCCAAGAGCCGUUCAGCUUUCCGAACCUGCAGUGGAUUCAAUGGGCUCCUGUCCCUUCUUGCAGACAUGGAAGGUGCAUUACAGGAUCCUCCCUCUGGACUGUGGGCUACACUUGGACACAGCCACAUCCUGGAGCUUAUUUUCUACACACUGAAGGGAAUAGCAGCUGCUCUGCACUUGGACCCUGUGAACAGCAGGUUCUUCCAGAGGAAUGGUUUCUUUGAGAAGAUGGCAGAGGAUCUUGGAUUGCUUGGUUGCUUUUGGACUCAGGAGGGGAAACAAAUCUCCAUGUGCCUGGAGAAGACAAGAACAUUUAUGGAGUUCUUGAAUGCAGCCUUCUGCUCAUCAGAGUCUUUCCCAACAUGGCUGAAGAACUGCAUACAGAUUCUGAGAUUCCUUGACCAUAUGGUCAAAGGUACCCUGCACCUGGAAAGUUGCUUUAUGGAUAUAAAGUUAGGUGUGGAAGAGUCAUCAGCAGACUCCUUGGAGGGACGGUAUGUGCAACAAGAAGUUCAGAGUGGCAGCUUCAAACAGCUGGAUAACAAAUUAGCUGUUUCUGACUACAGGCCAUGGGCAGACUCUGAAGAAAG
Molecule: messenger RNA, 2869 nt
Organism: Alligator sinensis (Chinese alligator)
Lineage: Eukaryota; Metazoa; Chordata; Crocodylia; Alligatoridae
Product: WD repeat- and FYVE domain-containing protein 4-like
Exons: 13
Source: RefSeq, a predicted model, not a curated record